AUGAGCGAGGUCGAGCAGGCCGGACAGGCUGGGCACGAAUCAGUCGGCGACGGUCGUCUGAGUGACGUGAGCGUCACGGGCAAAACAGACGCGCUUGGCGGCCGUAGCGGGGCUGCAAACGACGGUACGGCUGACAACAUGCAUGCCACCAAGGAUGCCAGCCAAGAAUGGGGCUCGCUCGACGAGCUGCGCGACGACGAGCUGCGGGCGGCAGUGGCCGAGGCGAGGGCCCGGGCCGACGAGCGCGGCCACCUCGUCAGGGUUCAGCGGGCAGUGCUGGCGGACAAGGAUGCGGCCAUCACGGCACUGGAGGGUGAGGUUGAGGCUCUGCUCGCCUCGCAUCAGCGGACUCAGGCCGAAAAGUACGAGACCAUUGCUCGGAUCCGCAAGGAGGCCGCCGCCGAGGCCGAUCGCGCCGCCGAGACGAUCCGCCUGCUCGAGUCGCGGUCGGCGGCCGGCGCGAGUGCGGGCGGCUCGACAAGUCACGGCUCGGUCGCUGCACCGUCGCCGCGCGGUGAUGAGAGCGAGGAUAUUGAGGCUGCUAACGCUCGACUGUCCAAAGCUGUCAAGUCGCUCGAGCAUGACAAGACAAUGCUUCGCCGCCGGCUCGCCGCCUACGCCCGCGACAUCAAAGCGUACAAGAGCCAGCUCCGCGACGCCUCGCGCGUCAUUGUCGAACUGGGCGGCGACGCGCUCGAUUUGCGCUCGGGUGAGUCGGGGCUGAGCGCGGUUGCGCUGGGCAGCGACGGCGAGAGCGAGAGUGUGUCGACGCUGCCUGCGGCGGCUGCUUCGGGCGGCACGGCAGCGAGCAGGCCCGACAAGAGGCGCCACAAGCGCCGCAAGGUUCCGGCCCGCAAGCGCGGCAGCCGCAAGCACGCAAACCGCAAAUCCAAGUGCUCAGGCGAGGCGCCGCAAGGUCGGCGGCGGAAGAAGAAGCGCAAGCUGCGGAGGGUCAAGGUCAAGGUCGACGAGGAGACGGGCAAGGCGGGCAAGACAGACAGGGCAGACAAGGCUAGCCCAAGGAAAGAUUCGAGCGAAACUGCAGCCAAAACCGAAGCUGUGGGCUCGGAAUCGGGUUCGGGUUCGACGCCUGCGUCGUCGCCAGCGGCCGACUACGUUCCCAAGUCGCCGCCAGUCGCUAGCACGGCAGGUUCAGACGCGACCGGCGGCGGAUCGGCGAGCUCGAGUGGCGAGUACGAGUACGAGAGCGACGACGACGGUGACGAGUCUGAUGAGUCCAGCUACGAGGAGCUCUCGUCGUCGUCGUACUUGCGGGCCAAGUUUCCGCAGGAGGAGAACGUGUUUGUACUCACGGCCAAGUACAUUUUCCGAUCGCGGCUGUACACCGGCGACGAUACGGUGCUGUACCUCGCGUCGCCGCGCGACGAGCCGAACCUGCGUGUGGUCAUCAAGAUCUUUGACGACGACCGGUGGAGCGAGCGCAAGCUUCCCAAGUCUGUGGGUAUUCUCAAACACCUUGGCCGACACCCCAACAUUGUCGAGGUGCUGGCGUGGUACACGCUACCCAAGACUAGCUGCUACGUCAUUGUGGUGCCGUUUAUCCAGGACACGGUUGUCGACGGCAAGUCGUCGUCGUCUGUCAUUCGGGCGUACAUGUUCCAUCUCUUGGUGGCGCUUGCCCACUGCCACGAGCGCGGUGUCGUGUACCGCGACGUCAAGCCAGACAACAUUCUGUUCGACGCGGCGUCCAAGCGGGCGAUUCUCAUUGACUACGAUUGCGCCACAGUUUACUCUGCGCACCGGCCGCCGACCUCGUACACCGGGACCGAAGGCUACAUGGCGCCCGAGAUCCGCUCGCGCAAGGCGCGUAAGGCCGGCUACUCGUUUGCCCUCCUUUUCAAGGUCCCGUCGUCGCUGCGGUCCGAGCUCUCGCACUCGCGCAUCAUGCGGCAGAUCGAGAGCCUGCCCAAGUCGAUGCGGAGCAAGCCGCGCAUGCAGCUGCUCGAAUCCAUGCUGAAAGUCAAGCCCGCCAACCGCAUCACGGCUGCCGACGCCAUCCGACACAAGUACUUUGGCUCGAUGGCCAAGAAGGCUCUCGCCGCUGCCCGCAAGGCUGCCCGCGCCCGGCCGUCGUCGGCCUCGGCCUCGGCCUCAUCGGACGGUGACGGCGAAGAUCGCAAGUCCAAGCGGUGCAAGGUCCAGUAG
Thecamonas trahens ATCC 50062 is the source of this 2166-nucleotide messenger RNA. RefSeq names its product serine/threonine protein kinase. The record is from RefSeq and is a predicted model, not a curated record. Gene Ontology annotation, cellular component: nucleus. The transcript is spliced from 2 exons. NCBI's taxonomy places the organism in Eukaryota, Apusomonadida, Apusomonadidae. Gene Ontology annotation, biological process: mitotic DNA damage checkpoint signaling; protein phosphorylation. Bases 1 to 2166 code for a protein of 721 amino acids. Gene Ontology annotation, molecular function: ATP binding; protein serine/threonine kinase activity.